Messenger RNA from Anisakis simplex (herring worm), 336 nucleotides. The record is from the annotation of a GenBank genome assembly. NCBI's taxonomy places the organism in Eukaryota, Metazoa, Nematoda, Chromadorea, Rhabditida, Anisakidae.
AACGUGUCCUCGCCGCUGCAAUCCAUACCAGCGCAUCUGCAGAAGAUGUGCUGCGUGGUGUGGCAUCCGAUUGAUCCGUAUUGUUUUGUUACGACGAGUGCGGACGGUUAUAUCAAGAUGUGGAAUUUUGGUGAUUUAUCAAAGCCAAGGCAUUCAAUUGGCGUCUUGCCGGCGCCUGUAUGGAAAUUAAAAUUUUCGUUCGACGGCGAGGAAUUUGCAUCGAUUCCGUUACCGCAACGUGGAAUACAGUCAUCCAAGAAUACUCUGAAUGUUUGGAGGACAGGAGAAUUGGAUAAUGCACAGGCGAUGAAGGUUAUAUUUAUUAUUAUAUAUUAA